Messenger RNA from Chanos chanos (milkfish), 1058 nucleotides. RefSeq names its product high choriolytic enzyme 1. Lineage: Eukaryota; Metazoa; Chordata; Actinopteri; Gonorynchiformes; Chanidae. Gene Ontology annotation, biological process: proteolysis. Bases 57 to 851 code for a protein of 264 amino acids. The record is from RefSeq and is a predicted model, not a curated record. Gene Ontology annotation, molecular function: zinc ion binding; metalloendopeptidase activity. The transcript is spliced from 9 exons.
ACACCUCUCCUCCUGGUGAAGCAUCUGAUCUGAUUCUGGUCUCACACUAAGGGAACAUGGAUCACAGGCUUGUGUCUGCCGUCUUAAUUCUGCUCCUUGGUCUUGGUCAGGCCCUCUCUUCCACGGAGCAGCCCAGUGUGGAAGAGGACCAUGAAAAGCUGGACAUCACUUCAGUAAUUCUGGAGGCUAACAAAGGAAUCAGUCACAUGAUGAUGGAGGGAGACGUGGUCAUAGCCAAAACCAGGAACGCCAUGAAGUGUUGGGCUGACUACUGCAAGUGGGAGAAAUCUUCAUCUGGACUGGUGGAAGUGCCAUACACUAUCAGUGACUACUUCUAUGACUAUGAAAAGGCCAAGAUUAAAAGAGCCAUGAGAAGGUUCAAUGAGAAAACCUGCAUUCGCUUUGUGCCAAGGACCGGCCAGACCAACUACAUCAGUAUUGAGAGUAAAACUGGGUGCUGGUCAAAUCUGGGGAGAACCGGAGGGAAACAGAAACUCUCCCUGUCGGUGUACGGCUGUGUUCACUAUGGUGUGAUCCAGCACGAGCUUCUCCACGCUCUGGGAUUCCUCCACGAACACACCAGGAGCGACAGAGAUCAGUAUGUCCGCAUUAACUGGGACUACAUUCCAUCAGGAACUGCUUACAACUUUAAGAAGAAGAACACCAAUAACCUGAACACACCUUAUGACUAUGGCUCCAUCAUGCAUUAUGGACGCACUGCCUUCUCGACUGAGUACGGGAAAGACACCAUCACUCCGAUUCCUGAUUCCUCAGUGGAGAUCGGACAGAGGCAGGAAAUGUCUGACAUCGACAUUCAGAGAAUCAACGAACUCUAUGAAUGUGAUGUGUAAAAAAGAGGGACGACUGAAGAUGAAUGGAAGACAUGGAGUUCUAGCUAUGUUCUGAUUACACAAUACGUACCAUCUGUUUUUUAAAGAGCAGAGAGAGCAAACUGAGUAUAGGAUCUCAGCUGUAAAUGUGUUUUAACGUGUCAUUUUUCAAAAUGUUUGUCCAAACUGUAUUAAUAAAUUAAAUUAAAAACGCACCAUCAUGGAAAA